CCCAUUUCCCCCUGUUCUCUUCUCCAAAACAUCUCUAAGAUUAUUAUUAUUACCUUCUUCGUGAUUUUACCCUCUAAUGGAGACGAUGAAGAUUGUAGAACCAGAAGAAGAAAACAUCAAACAAAUCAAAUCAGUACUUGGUGAUAUAUCAAAACCAGCAAUCCUUCGAGCUCUUAUGCUUGCAGAUAAUGAUAUAGAUGAAGCCAUUAAAAUCCUUCAAUAUAGACAAGGAGGUACAGUAACUCCAUUAGCCACCGUUAAGAAAACAGUCACAAGUACUGGUUCUAGGGUUUCUGCUGUGGUUAAACAAGAGAUUUCUGAUACCCCAGAGGAAGAAACUGAUCUCAGUAAUGAUUUGAAGAAGCCAAAGGUUGAAGAAUCUAUUUUCCAUGACAAGCAAAUUGUUUUGGUGAAGGAAGAGAGGAAGGAGUUGGAGCCAGAGAUGAAGAAUCUAGAUCUGGCUUUAAUACUACCCAAGGUCAAGGAAGAACCAGAGAUGUCAAGUAUGGACAUUGACAAGGAGUCUGUGAAGGAAGAAAAAACUGAUUUAGGGUUCAAUCAAUGUACAGAUUUGGUACCUGUAACUGCAACUGAGCAGCCUCCCAAGUAUUCCCUUACUGAUGAUUACGAUGUUAUCUGUAUUGAUUCGGAAGAUGACAACAAACCCCGUUCAUCGACUUCUGAACAGCGGCCACCGAUGACGAAACAGGCAAAGAAGCCUGUAAGUAAGACGGUGGAGAAAAAGGAAGAUAUUGAUGAUGGAGAAUUCCCAGAAGAAGAAGAUUGGUUAUUGGUUGGAAGAAGUACUGUUGCUGGGCUUUCUACAUGUAAAAAGAAGAAACUUGCUUUCAAUGAAAUUGUUUAUUUCAAUUAUCCUUCGAAUUUCAAAACCAAGAUUGUUCGAUUCUCAACUAAACGAUCAGGAGAGAUUGGAAGGCUACCUUUAGAGUGGACUAAAUGCGUGACUCCUCUUGUUAAUUCGACGAGGGUGAAGCUUUGUGGUCGAAGUGUUGUGGCUGCUCCACAAACUGAGCUUCGUCUCAUGCAAGAGAUUCAUUUAUAUGUCAGCUUCUAUAUACAUCGAUCAGUGUUCGUGGAGGGUGACAAGACUUCAUGGAAUUUAACUCCUCCAUCACAUGUGGAGUCUGUUUUUCAUCCUCUACCUACUCUAUUCCAGUUGCUGAGAAUUAAGGCAUUUAAGAAGGCUGAGUUCACCCCAGAGGAACUUGACAGUCGAAAGCGGUCCUUGAAUCUACAUACUGAAUCAGUUGCGGCACUACCACCACCAGUGCCAAUUGCGAAGAAGACAAGGGGAAGCCAAAGCCAGCCGGUGCCUGAACAAGCUAAUGAUGAGCAGACCUUCUCAGAGUCAACCUUGAAUAACCUUGUUGGUGCUGCAGAUGUCUACAACUUGGAGGAGAUGGAACCUCCUAGCACACUUAAAUGUGUUUUACACUCGUAUCAAAAGGAAGCUCUUUACUGGAUGUCCAAAUCAGAGGAGGGGAUUGAUGUUGAGAAAGCUGCAAAAACUCUCCAUCCUUGCUGGGAGGUGUACCGUAUAACUGAUAAGAGAGCUUCUGAAGUCUAUGUAAAUGUAUUCUCCGGGGAAGCUACCACUCAAUUUCCUAGUGCAACACAAUCAACUAGAGGAGGAAUUCUAGCUGAUGCAAUGGGUCUUGGAAAAACUGUUAUGACAAUUGCUCUGAUACAUACAAGACGAGGCAGGGGAACCCCUUACAGUCAAGAAAUAGUCAAGCAUGACCCUGACCAAGUAAGCAGAAGGAGUAGAAGCUCACAAGCAACAUCUUCCGCACCAAAUGUCAAGGGUGGAACUCUUAUUGUCUGUCCAAUGGCAUUGCUAGGCCAAUGGAAGGAUGAACUUGAAGCCCAUUCUCAGCCAGGGACCCUUGGGUUGUAUGUACAAUACGGUGUAGAUAGAACUACUUACCCAAAUGCAUUAGCACAACAUGAUGUGGUUUUAACAACAUAUGGUGUCUUAGCUGCAGCUUGUAAAUCUAAUGCGGGAGACAGUAUUUUUCACCAAGUAGACUGGUAUAGAGUGGUACUAGAUGAAGCUCAUACAAUCAAAUCCUCAAGGACUCAAGUGGCUCAGGCAGCAUUUUCAUUAUCCUCUUAUUGCCGGUGGUGUCUUACUGGUACACCUCUUCAGAAUAAUCUGGAGGAUCUCUACAGUCUUCUAUGCUUCUUGCAUGUUGAGCCAUGGUGUAACUGGGCAUGGUGGUAUAAAUUGAUCCAGAGGCCUUAUGAGAACGGUGAUGAAAGAGGGAUAAGGUUGGUUAAGUCUAUUCUGAGGUCUUUAAUGCUGAGGAGAACAAAGGAUACAAAAGACAGAAAAGGAAGACCCAUACUUGUACUUCCUCCGGCUGAUAUCCAAGUCAUCGAGUGUGAACAAUCAGACGCUGAGCGUGAUUUCUACAGUGCACUCUUCAAGAGGUCCAAGAUCCAGUUUGAUCAGUUUGUAGCACAAGGCAAAGUUCUUCACAAUUAUGCAUCUAUUCUUGAGCUUCUACUACGACUACGACAGUGUUGCAACCAUCCGUAUCUAGUCAUAAGCCGAGGAGAUUCACAAAAAUAUGCAGACUUGAACAAACUUGCAAUGAGAUUUCUUGGAAUGAACUCAAAUGCUGUCUAUAGGGGUCAGAUUGUUCCAAGUCCAGCUUAUGUUGAAGAGGUUGUUGAGGGUAUCCGCAAUGGUGAAAACACAGAAUGCCCAAUCUGCUUAGAGUCUGCUGAUGAUCCUGUGCUCACACCUUGUGCACAUAGAAUGUGCAGAGAGUGCCUCUUUACCAGUUGGGGGACCUCGGCAGGUGGGUCCUGCCCAAUUUGUAGGCAGAAGAUUACGAAAGAUGAACUCAUAACAUGUCCAUCUGAUAAUCCAUUCCGGGUUGAUAUCGACAACAAUUGGAGGGACUCUUGCAAAGUUUCAAAGCUCUUGGAAUGCCUGGAAAAUAUACAAAAUUCUGGUUCUGGUGAAAAGAGCAUCAUCUUCAGCCAGUGGACUUCAUUUUUUGACCUAUUGGAGAUCCCUUUGAAUAACAAUGGAAUUCAGUUCUUGAGGUUUGAUGGAAAAUUAAGCCAGAAGAAUAGGGAGAAAGUACUGAAGGAGUUUAAUGAAACAAAGAAGAAAAUGGUGCUAUUGAUGUCCCUGAAGGCUGGAGGUGUCGGUUUGAAUUUGACAGCUGCGUCUAAUGUGUUUCUAAUGGAUCCAUGGUGGAAUCCUGCUGUUGAGGAGCAAGCAAUUAUGAGAAUUCAUCGUAUUGGACAAAAGCGAACUGUUUGUGUUAGAAGAUUCAUUGUCAUGGAUACGGUGGAGGAACGUCUACAACAGGUUCAAGCGAGGAAACAGCGCAUGAUUUCAGGAGCACUUACUGAUGAAGAAGUUCGAUCUGCUAGGAUUGAAGAACUGAAGAUGUUGUUUAGAUGAUUUUAGUUCUAGUGAAGAGUUAGUUUCUUAGGCUGACAAGGUAAAUAUUUUGUGGGUAUCUGAUUCCGUAUGUAAAGUCCAGAUCUAUAUGGUUCCUAUUUUGUCCAGGGUUAUGUCUCUUUUAUCAUUUUCAUAUGGUUUUUCACCAUAGACUAAAGAAAAUGUCAAAACUCUCUUUUUGCUUUAUAAUAUCCUUGGCUCUCUUUUGUUU
Papaver somniferum (opium poppy) is the source of this 3656-nucleotide messenger RNA. Its product is annotated as DNA repair protein RAD5B-like. The record is from RefSeq and is a predicted model, not a curated record. NCBI's taxonomy places the organism in Eukaryota, Viridiplantae, Streptophyta, Magnoliopsida, Ranunculales, Papaveraceae. The transcript is spliced from 18 exons. Gene Ontology annotation, molecular function: nucleic acid binding; ATP-dependent chromatin remodeler activity; ATP binding. The coding region runs from base 77 to 3445 and encodes 1122 amino acids.